Messenger RNA from Zasmidium cellare ATCC 36951, 726 nucleotides. RefSeq lists its product as uncharacterized. Gene Ontology annotation, biological process: proteasome-mediated ubiquitin-dependent protein catabolic process. Gene Ontology annotation, cellular component: cytoplasm; nucleus. Lineage: Eukaryota; Fungi; Ascomycota; Dothideomycetes; Mycosphaerellales; Mycosphaerellaceae. The coding region runs from base 1 to 726 and encodes 241 amino acids. The transcript has 3 exons. The record is from RefSeq and is a predicted model, not a curated record. Gene Ontology annotation, molecular function: protein binding.
AUGCGCCUCACCCAGGACUUUGACCGGAAGGUGGAAGACAUGAAGCCCAGCAAGAGCGACAUCAACUGGGUCAUCAUGGACUAUCUCGUCUCCGAAGGCUACCCCGGCGCCGCCGAGAAGUUUGCGCAAGAGACCAACAUCUGCAACCCCACCGACAUGGGCGACAUCCGAGACCGCGUGCAGAUCCGCAAAGCUAUCCACGACGGCAAGGUCGACGAAGCUGUCGAGAUGAUCAACGAGCUGGAUCCUGAGAUCCUCGACACCGACCACCUCCUCCACUUCAACCUCCUCCAGCUCCAACUCAUCGAGAUCAUCCGCGGCAUCCUCGACAAACCGGGCACUAUCCAGUCCAGCGAGUUCCGCCCCGCCCUCCAAUUCGCCACCGAGCAGCUCGCCCCUCGAGCACCCACCGACCAGAAGUACCAACAAGCGCUGGAACGCACCAUGGCACUGAUGAUAUUCCCACCAGAGAAGAUGACACCAGAAUUCAAAGAGCUGCUGGACCUCAAGCUGCGCGAGACAGUAGCGAACAGCGUGAACAGGGCCAUACUGGAGAGUAGGGGCCAGAGGUCGGAGGCCAAGAUACGACAGCUCGUCCGCGCGAGGGCGUGGGCGGAGGACCAGGCUAAUGAAGCUAAGAUCGAGUUGCCUAACCAUAUUGCUGUCGGGCUGGAUGCCCCAAGGAGGUCGUCGAUGGCAGGAGUGGAGGCUACCGCAGUGCCAUGA